AUGAUGGUAGUGGAACAGAAGGAUCGUUUAUUUAUUAGUGAUGAAAAUGUACAAAUGAUAAUUCUUGAUUUUUCAAAUUCCUCUUCUUCUGUUGGUGAAAAUUGUGGAGAUAAUCUUUCGAGAUGGGAACUAUUAUUGAGAAAGAAAUUCUCACUUCAACAAGAAGGAAAAAAGAAAUGGCUCGAAAAUAGAGAAUUGAAAUAUGAAAAGUUCUUCCCUGUAGAAUUUAUGAAUGAUAAAAAAUUUGUUUUGAAUUAUAUAAAAAAGUAUGGUUAUGGAUUAGAAUAUGCAUCAAAACAAUUAAGGAAAGAUCGAGAAUUUGUCUUGGAAGUGGUUCAACAAAAGGGAGAUGCAUUUCAAUUUGCAAGUAAGGCCAUUCGUAGUGAUAAAGAGGUUGCAUUAGAGGCCACAAGAUACAGCCCAAAAGUUUGGAAAUAUGUUUCUUCAGAGCUUCAAAACGACAAGAAACUUGCAUUAGAGAUGGUCCAACGGAAUGGAUUGGCUCUAUAUUACGCACCAUAUGAGCUUGAGAUUGAUAAAGAAAUUGUUUUAACUGCUGUUAAGCAAAAUGGUGAAGCAUUGAAGUAUGCGUAUGAUAAUUUGAAAUCAGAUAAGGAAAUUGCAUUGGAAGCAGUCAAACAAAACAAGAGGGCACUUCGAUUCGUACCCGAUAAUUUAUUGUCAGAUGAUGAAUUCAUGUUGACAGUUCUCAAAUUAAUAGCUCCAGAAUUUUCUUAUUUAAAUUCUUUUGAUUAUUCAAAAAAAGAAAUCAUGAUAAAACUCGUUCAAGAAAAUGGAAUGUUACUUUCAUUUGUAAGUGAUGAGCUUAAGAAGGAUCGAGAUAUUGUGUUGAAUGCAGUCAAAAAUAACGGCGGUUCCCUUGAAUUUGCUUCUGAUGAGUUGAGGAAUGACAAAGAAAUUGCACUACAAGCUGUUAAACAAUUUAUCUCUCUAUUACGCUGUGCAUUGUGUAAUGUCUCUUCUGAAUUGAGGAGAGACAAAGAAGUUGUGUUAAAUGCUGUAACUCAAGACGGAUUUUCACUUCAAUAUUCGUCAGAUGAAUUGAAGAAUGACAAAGAGGUUGUAUUAGCGGCUGUCAGACAAUAUGGGCCUGCUCUCAAAUUUGCAUCGAAUGUAUUGAAAAACGAUCGAGAAGUAGUUUUGGAAGCAGUAAGAGAAAGUGGUUUUGCUCUCGAUUUUGCGAGUGAAAUGAUGAAACGUGAUCGAGAAAUUGUUUUAGAAGCUAUCAAGCAAACACCUUUGUCUGUGAAUUAUGUACCUCACGAUCUAUUGAACGACAAACAAUUCUUGUUAGAAGUUGUUAAAUAUGAACGUCAGUAUUUACUAGAUUGUGCGCCAAAAGAAAUUGCAUUCGACAAAGAAUUUUUAUUACAAGCAAUCAAACUCAAUUGUCUUUCCAUUAUAUCACCUCGAAGUAAUGAUUAUAUUUUAUCAGAUAAGGAACUCAUGUUAGAAGCUGUGAAGAAUAAUGGAUAUGCAUUGAAGUAUGCAAUUGAAGAAUUUCAGAACGAUACAGAACUUGAAAUAUAA
Molecule: messenger RNA, 1551 nt
Organism: Naegleria fowleri
Lineage: Eukaryota; Heterolobosea; Eutetramitea; Acrasida; Naegleriidae
Exons: 1
Coding region: 1-1551 (516 amino acids)
Source: RefSeq, a predicted model, not a curated record